AUGGCGGCGGCGGACGACGCCAGCCGGCCGUUCGCCGGACUGUCAGACGUGUCCAUCUCGGAGGACAUCCCGGUGGAGGGGGACAUCUCCGUCCCCGUCGGCUCCUCCAGGAGAGACGACGAGUACUCGACGCUGGACGAGCCGGUGAAGGAGACCGUCCUGCGGGACCUGCGGGCGGUGGGCAACAAGUUCAUCCACGUCCUGUACCCGAAGCGGAGCUCGGCCCUGCUGCGGGACUGGGACCUGUGGGGCCCGCUGCUGCUCUGCGUCACCCUGGCGCUGCUGCUGCAGGGCGGAGCGGCCGACUCCGACGACCAGGGGGGGCCCCAGUUCGCUGAGGUCUUCGUCAUCAUCUGGUUCGGCUCCAUCAUCAUCACCCUGAACUCCAAGCUGCUGGGCGGCACCAUCUCCUUCUUCCAGAGCCUGUGCGUGCUGGGUUACUGCAUCAUGCCUCUGACCGUGGCCAUGGCCGUGUGCCGCAUCGUGCUGAUCGGCGGCUCGGGGACGGUCAGCUUCGCCGUGCGCCUGGUGGUGGUGACGGCGUCCUUCGGCUGGUCCACCUUCGCAUCCACGGCCUUCCUCGCCGACAGCCAGCCGGCCAACCGCAAGGCGCUGGUGGUGUACCCGGUGUUCCUCUUCUACUUCGUGAUCGGGUGGAUGAUCCUGACGUUCUCGCCCUCGCAGUAGAGGAGGAGGAGGAGCAGCAGGACUGGAUUUGAGUCGGCAAAGACGAGGGAGGUUGAUUUCGUGGAAGGACUCAGACGAACACUAGGAUCUGCCUUUGAACGACUACUGACGUGACUGACGUGUUCCUGAGCUUCAGCUUCUUGACUCAUGGGACAUUAUAAUAAUUCCUUAGGGAGCAGCAGGGGGUUUAUGCUGAGUCGACGCCGCGCUGCAGACGGGGUUUGAAAAAGCUGAUGAAAAUGUUCCGAUUCUUCCAGUUUGUCUCCUAAAGCUGUGUAAAAUAAAAAAAGAAGGUCCAUAUAAGCUUGUAUAUAGAAAUGCUUUAUGAAUGUUAGAAUUCCAGGGCUACCUUCAUUUGUCUCUUCCUCUCGGUCACUCUGGGGUUCUGACACUUUUACGCAGCUCGACCAAGAAACCAAACGGUCGUCUGUCAUCUCAUUUCGCUCUUUUUGCAUUUUUGUUGAAGUUUUUUCUGAGGGGUUGAUUUUUUUCUUUUCGUGAGACGACAGAUGACGUCUCAAAUGUCUUGAUCUUCACGAUCUGUCUUUACGUCCACUUGCAGACUGUCGGUGAGCUGAUGCGUUCACACGUACACGUCAUCCUCCCUCGCUGGUUUUCAAAGGCGUCCUGAGGGAACCUCUGGCUGCGAUUAGUCGACUAACCUGCCCGUCGACCAUUAACCUUUGACCCCUGCUCUGUUUCAGAGAACCUGUCAUUUCUCUUCUUAAAUCACUAACACUGUCUGGUCAUGUCUUUUAAUUUAUGGGUAUUAAUUUACAUCAAAGAAAAAAGAUUAAAAUAUAUUUGAUCUGCA
Messenger RNA from Hippoglossus stenolepis (Pacific halibut), 1501 nucleotides. It is a transcript of the gene yipf6, whose product is annotated as Yip1 domain family, member 6. Bases 1 to 687 code for a protein of 228 amino acids. Gene Ontology annotation, biological process: endoplasmic reticulum to Golgi vesicle-mediated transport. The transcript has 2 exons. NCBI's taxonomy places the organism in Eukaryota, Metazoa, Chordata, Actinopteri, Pleuronectiformes, Pleuronectidae. Gene Ontology annotation, cellular component: trans-Golgi network; membrane. The record is from RefSeq and is a predicted model, not a curated record.